Molecule: messenger RNA, 5212 nt
Organism: Abrus precatorius (Indian licorice)
Lineage: Eukaryota; Viridiplantae; Streptophyta; Magnoliopsida; Fabales; Fabaceae
Product: E3 ubiquitin-protein ligase UPL4
Exons: 19
Coding region: 290-4888 (1532 amino acids)
Biological process (GO): protein polyubiquitination; proteasome-mediated ubiquitin-dependent protein catabolic process
Molecular function (GO): ubiquitin protein ligase activity
Source: RefSeq, a predicted model, not a curated record
CGUGUGCAAUCACCCUCUCCCUUGGUUUUCUCCAAUUUCUGUUAUUAUUUUUAUUUUAUAAUUUCGGCAAUCGUUUAUCAAUUCAAUCUCUUAUUCUCUCUCAGAGGAAACAAUUCGGCGAUAAAGUGAGACGAAGACGCAGGAGAAGAUAGAAGGAAAGCGUUUCCUUAAAAAUCACCAUAAAAUCGUGUUUAUUUUGUUCAUUCAAAAACUGGGUCUUCGACUUUCUCGAAGACCGAUUAAGAACUACGACUAGGGGUCUUCUUCCAUUGGGGUGUAGAAGCAAUUAAUGGAAAGUCGAGGUCAAAAGCGUUCAGAAAUGACAGAUGGACUGCCUGCCGAUAAGCGGGCAUGCAGUUCUAGACCAAGUUCUUCAAACUCAUCAGCUCAAACCCAUAUGAAUUCAACACAGUCAACAGUGGAAGCCCAUGAUAAUGACAUGGAUACUUCAUCAUCUGCUUCGGCUUCUAGCCGAUCAGAGGGAGAGCCAGAGAAGGAUUCAACUUAUGGAUCAUGUGAUUCAGAUGACAUGGAGCAGCAUCAUAACAGUCUCUAUGAAUAUCAUAGGCGGAGACUAUCCAGUGAUCAUGGAAAAUUUAAAAAUAUUAUCUCUAGCUUGAGUGGGGAGACUGAACCUUCUGGUCAGUUAGCUAUACUUACCGAACUUUGUGAAGUUUUGUCAUUUUGCACAGAGGGUUCACUUUCCAGCAUGACUUCAGACUUGUUAUCACCACUACUUGUAAAGCUGGCAAAGCAUGAGAGUAACCCAGACAUAAUGUUGUUUUCUAUAAGGGCUAUCACCUAUAUAUGUGAUUUGUAUCCUCGGUCAGCUGGUUUUCUUGUUCGCCAUGAUGCUGUUCCUGCUUUAUGUCAAAGAUUAUUGGCUAUCCAGUAUCAAGAUGUGGCUGAACAAUGUCUCCAAGCAUUGGAGAAAAUAUCUCGAGAGCAACCACUUGCUUGCUUACAGGCUGGGGCAAUUAUGGCUGUUUUAAACUUUAUUGACUUCUUCUCAACAAGCAUACAGAGAGUGGCUCUUUCUACUGUGGUGAACAUAUGUAAGAAGCUUCCUUCUGAAAGCCCUUCACCUUUCAUGGAGGCUGUGCCCAUAUUAUGCAAUCUUCUUCAGUAUGAGGAUCGCCAGCUUGUCGAAAAUGUUGCUACCUGCUUAAUCAAAAUUGUGGAGCGAGUUGCUCAGUCCUCUGAAAUGUUGGAUGAACUUUGUAAGCAUGGAUUGAUCCAACAUGUUACACAUCUUUUAAGUUUAAAUGGACGGACAACCCUAUCUCAAUUAAUUUACAAUGGAUUGAUAGGAUUACUUGUCAAACUUUCAUCUGGAUCAGUUGUAGCCUUCAGGACUUUAUAUGAGCUCAAUAUAAGCAGCAUAUUGAGAGAUAUAUUAUCUACAUUUGACCUCUCACAUGGAGUCUCAACGUCACAGCUUGGUGAUGGACAUUGUAAUCGGGUUUAUGAAGUACUCAAAUUGCUAAAUGAGCUUCUCCCUGGUGGGGCUAAAGAUCAGAAUGAUCAACUGAUGCUAGACAAAGAAUCCUUUCUAGCUAAUCGCCCAGAUCUCCUGCAAAGGCUUGGGAUGGAUGUGUUUCCCAUGUUAAUCCAGGUGUUCAACUCUGGUGCGAGUUUAUAUGUUUGCCACGGAUGUUUAUCUGUUAUGUACAAGCUAGUUUGUUUGAGCAAAUCUGACAUGCUUGUUGAAUUGCUUAAGAAUGCCAAUAUUUCAAGUUUUUUGGCUGGAGUAUUCACUCGAAAGGAUCACCACAUGCUGAUGCUAGCCUUACAAAUUGUUGAGAUAAUCCUUCAAAAUUUUUCAGAUGAUUUCUUGAAGCUGUUUGUUAAGGAAGGUGUCUUUUUUGCCAUUGAUGCACUCUUAACACCAGAAAAAUCUUCACAAUUGAUGUAUCCGGUAUUUAGUGGCAUUCAGCUGUCGUUGGAUGCCAGUCAAAAGUCUGCUUCAAGAGAGGCCCUCAAGUGCCUAUGUUAUGCAUUUUCAACUGGACAAUCUCCUACAUCAUCAGAAGCUGGAAAUUGCAAACUUGACAAAGACUCUGUUUAUAAUCUUGCAGAGAUGAUUAAAACAAAAUACUUAGCUCCAGAAUUAUAUGACUCUGAGAAAGGAUUGACUGAUAUUCUACAGAAUCUCCGAGCACUUUCUAAUGAUUUGUUGAGCAUGUCUACUGACAGUAGUGCUCUUGCUUUGCAUGAAGAGAAGAUCAAUAGUAUACUGUAUCAGAUUAUGAACAAACUUACUGGCAAGGAACAGGUUUCGACUUUUGAAUUUAUUGAAAGUGGAGUUGUGAAGUCACUUGCUAACUUUUUAUCUGUUGGUCAGUAUACAAUGGAAAAAAAGGCAGUACAGGUUGCUGUCAUAGAAAAACGUUUUGAGGCUUUGGCUAGUGUAUGCUUAUGUGCUGCUCAGCCUCUCUCUGGUGAAACUCCCCUUUCUAUAUUAAUUAGGAACCUGCAGAGUGCCCUGACUUCAUUGGAAGCUUUCCCUAUUAUUCUGAGCAAUGGGCCAAAACUGAGAAAUUCAUAUGCUACCGUUCCUAAUGGGUGUUCCAUUCCUUAUCCUAGUUUGAAAGUCCGUUUUGUCAGGGGUGAUAAUGAGACUUUGCUGAAUGACUACACUGAUGAUUUUCUUACUGUUGACCCAUUUUCCUCUUUGGAUUCCAUUGAAAGAUAUCUACGGCCAAAGGUCAGUGUCAAAAGCACAGAGCAUGUUAGUCCAUCAUCCAUCCAAGUGUUGCAACCCGAAAGCCCACCCCUUCAAUCACCAUCAAAUGCAAGUUCCUGCCCAGUUGAAAUCCCAGUAAUUUUGGGGCCUGCUGACAUGACUACAGAUCUCUCCGAAACACAGAGAGAAAAGCCAAAGUUGUCUGUCGAUGUGAAUGCUGGGGAAUCGUCAUCCUCUGGAACUCAGGGGUAUGGUGAACAAGAACUGCAAUUCAGUGCAGAACCAGACUCAACGCUAGAAAGACAGGAUCCUUCAUCUUGUAGUGAUGAAACUUCUCAAAAACUUGUUUUUUACCUUGAAGGACAAUGUCUGGAUCAUAAAUUGACUUUAUAUCAGGCAAUUCUUCGCCAUCUAAUUAAACAAAAUGAUUCUUUUUCUACUGCAAAACUAUGGUGUCAAGCGCAUAUAUUAACCUAUGGAAGGGCUGUGAAACCUGAGGACAUAAUACCUCCAGACUUUCUAGCUUAUUAUCAGCAUACUCCUUUUUUCUCAGACAUGUUCUCUGUUGAUCUUAUUUCUGAUUUGGAGAAGUCAAGUCCAACUUAUGACAUUUUGUUUCUUCUUAAGAGCUUAGAAGGCAUGAACAGAUUUAUAUCUCACCUUAUAUCCCGUGAAAGAAUUUGUGCUUUUGCUGAAGGGAAAGUUGAUAACCUGGAUGACCUAAAAAUAACAGUUCCUUCUGUGCAACAAAAUGAGUUUGUAAGCUCUAAGUUGACAGAGAAGCUAGAGCAACAGAUGAGGGACUCUUUGGCAGUAUCCAUUGGUGGUAUGCCUUUGUGGUGUUGUCAAUUAAUGGCUUCAUGUCCUUUUCUAUUUAGUUUCGAGGCAAGAUGCAAGUACUUCAAAUUGGAAGCAUUUGGUCACCCACAAAUUCAACCUCAUAUGUCCUACAGCAGCUCAGGAACAGUGAAUGACAGGCGACUGAGCCCUGGUGGAUUGGCUCGAAAGAAAUUUUUAGUUUAUCGUGACCGUAUUCUGGAGUCUGCUGCACAAAUGAUGGACCUACAUGCCAGUAAUAAAGUGGUUCUUGAAGUGGAAUAUGAUGAAGAAGUGGGCACUGGUCUUGGACCAACUUUGGAAUUUUACACGUUGGUGUGCCAGGAGUUCCAGAAAUCUGGCUUGGGUAUGUGGAGAGAGGACUCUUCUUCCUUUACCGUCAAGACAAAUUGGCAGGCUGAGGAAAUUGGAGUCUAUUCUCUUUGUGGACUCUUUCCUCGUCCGUGGUUAUCAGUACAAGAUACAUCCAGUGACAUACAGUUCUCUGAAGUAAAAAAGAGAUUUUUCCUUCUAGGCCAAGUUGUUGCUAAAGCACUUCAAGAUGGAAGGGUCUUAGAUCUCCACUUCUCUAAAGCCUUCUAUAAACUUAUUCUUGGAAAGGAACUUUCUCUCUAUGACAUACAGUCCCUUGACCCUGGGCUUGGUAGGGUGCUGCGAGAGUUUCAAGCACUAAUUAACCGGAAAAAAAUUGUGGAAUCUGUCUGUGGAGGGAAUUCUGAAUUGCAAUAUGAACUGAGCUUUCGAGAUACCAGAAUUGAUGAUCUUUAUAUUGAUUUUACUCUUCCUGGCUAUCCUGAUAUUGUUCUUGCUUCAGGGCCUGAUCAUUCCAUGGUAAAUAUGAGAAACCUGGAGGACUAUGUUUCACUAAUUGUGGAUGCAACUGUGAGGUCUGGAAUUUCACGACAACUGGAAGCUUUUAAGUCUGGCUUUAACCAGGUUUUCCCCAUCAAACAUCUACAGAUUUUCAAUGAAGAAGAGCUUGAGCGUAUGCUCUGUGGAGAGUACGAUUCUUGGGCUAUCAAUGAGCUGGCAGAUCACAUUAAGUUCGAUCAUGGGUACACUGCUAGCAGUCCUCCUAUUGUUAAUUUGUUGGAGAUUAUUCGAGAGUUUGACCAUGAACAGCGACGAGCAUUUCUGCAGUUUGUGACAGGUGCACCCCGGCUUCCUCCAGGUGGAUUGGCAUCUCUCAACCCAAAGUUGACUAUUGUCCGAAAGCAUUGCAGCAACCGGGCAGACACAGACCUACCAAGUGUGAUGACUUGUGCAAAUUAUCUUAAGCUACCUCCGUACUCAUCAAAAGAAAGGAUGAAAGAGAAGCUCUUGUAUGCCAUAACGGAGGGUCAAGGAUCUUUCCACCUUUCAUAACUUCACUCUCUUGACUGGAUCCGUAUUUUGAAUCAUGAAGAUGUAAUUAUUAGGGUAAGUGAUAGUAAUGUAAAUAAGGUUGUUAACGAGUUGCUGGCAGUGGUGCUCACAACGAGCUACUUGGGGAUGGAGCUACUGUCUUCACUGACUAAAUUGUUGGGGGUGUGUACAUAGCAGCAUGCUGAUAGUUUAGUUGAUUGACUAGUGUCAGCUGUACAGAAACGGAGGGCACUUUCCAGGGUCAUGCUUUGAUAUUUGAUGUACAGUAUUUUAUGUACAGGAACUUUUAUCAUUAAUAUUUAUUAGUCGUUGACGUGCAAUUAU